CCUGACCAGCUACCCUCAGCGGGACUGAGCCGGUAACGUCCGGGUUGAGAUCUACGUGAGGUUGCACUGCCGCACCCUGCUCAGCGAUUGUAACGAUGGUGCCACCUUGAAAUCUGAGAGAAGGAAAGACGAGUAAGAAGAAAGGAAGAUAAUAAUCAUCAUCAUUUUCUAAACCUCCUCUGUGCCAUAAGCACCUGCCAUGGAGAGGAGCAGUGUAUCUUGGACAAGUAAUAACCUGUGACGGCUCAACUUAAGAAACUUGAGAUCUGCUUCUCCUUCGUUAUCUUCUCCAACCAAGAUGAUGCUUUGGCUGCUGCUAGCUCUGGCCACUUGGGUGGGACCUCGUCAAGCUGACACCGCCCACUCCAAUGAACGGCGAGUUGUAGCACACAUACCUGGUGACAUCAUCAUUGGAGCCUUGUUCUCUGUCCAUCAUCAGCCUCCUGCUGACAAGGUACAUGAGCGGAAGUGUGGUGCAGUGCGAGAGCAGUAUGGCAUCCAGAGGGUGGAGGCUAUGAUGCACACACUUGACCGCAUUAACAAUGACCCAUACAUCCUUCCCAACAUAAGCCUGGGCUGCGAGAUCCGAGACUCUUGUUGGCACUCAGCUGUGGCUCUGGAGCAGAGCAUUGAGUUCAUACGGGAUUCACUGGUCUCCUCUGAUGAGGCUGAGGAGUGGGGUGGAGGAGUUUCUUGGGGAGGAGGAGGAGGAGGAGGAGGUGGAGGAGCAACAACAACAAUGAAGUGUGCAGACCCCUCUGCCACUCCAAUGCGUGGAAAGAAACCUAUUGUGGGUUUGAUUGGACCUGGGUCAAGCUCAGUGGCCAUCCAGGUCCAGAACCUUCUACAACUCUUCAACAUACCACAGAUUGCCUAUUCUGCUACCAGUAUGGACCUCAGUGAUAAGAGCCUGUAUAAGUACUUUAUGCGGGUAGUGCCUUCAGAUGCCCAGCAGGCAAGAGCUAUGGUGGACAUUGUCAAGAGAUACAACUGGAGCUAUGUGUCUGCUAUACACACUGAAGGUACAGCCACCCACACAUUCUCUCUUACUUUUAACCUCCACUUCUAA
Solea senegalensis (Senegalese sole) is the source of this 1069-nucleotide messenger RNA. RefSeq names its product metabotropic glutamate receptor 5-like. Gene Ontology annotation, biological process: regulation of synaptic transmission, glutamatergic; trans-synaptic signaling by endocannabinoid, modulating synaptic transmission; G protein-coupled glutamate receptor signaling pathway. Lineage: Eukaryota; Metazoa; Chordata; Actinopteri; Pleuronectiformes; Soleidae. Gene Ontology annotation, cellular component: postsynaptic density membrane. Gene Ontology annotation, molecular function: G protein-coupled receptor activity involved in regulation of postsynaptic membrane potential; adenylate cyclase inhibiting G protein-coupled glutamate receptor activity. The record is from RefSeq and is a predicted model, not a curated record. The coding region runs from base 299 to 1069 and encodes 256 amino acids. The transcript has 5 exons.